This is a messenger RNA of Bufo bufo (common toad), 6727 nucleotides long. It is a transcript of the gene PI4KA, whose product is annotated as phosphatidylinositol 4-kinase alpha. Gene Ontology annotation, molecular function: 1-phosphatidylinositol 4-kinase activity. NCBI's taxonomy places the organism in Eukaryota, Metazoa, Chordata, Amphibia, Anura, Bufonidae. Gene Ontology annotation, cellular component: cytoplasm; plasma membrane. The record is from RefSeq and is a predicted model, not a curated record. Gene Ontology annotation, biological process: phosphatidylinositol phosphate biosynthetic process; phosphatidylinositol-mediated signaling.
CUGGUCAUGUGAUCUGGUCAUGUUGAGGGUUGACGUCAUCUGACGGCUCCGGGAGAAACAUGGCGGCCAAGGGGGGCAGCAGUAACUCUCGGGGGUUUUAUUUCAACACAGUGCUGUCCCUGGCCCGCUCCCUGGCAGUGCAGCGACCGGCGGCCUUGGAGAAGGUGCAGAAGUUGCUAUGUAUGUGCCCCGUUGAUUUUCAUGGAGUGUUUCAACUGGACGAGAGGCGCAGAGAUGCACUUAUUGCUUUGGGAAUUUUCUUGGUUGAAUCUGACCUCCAGCACAAAGAUAAUAUUGUACCAUACCUUCUGAAGCUACUGAGGGGACUUCCAAAGGUACUAUGGAUAGAGGAGAGCACAUCUCGAAAAAACAAGGGCAUGCUUCCAGUAGCUGAGACAUUUAGCUUCUGCCUUGUUACUUUACUCUCAGAUGUUGCUCACAGAGAUGUAACCUUCAGAGGACAGAUAUUGGAGACAAUCCUAGAUGUGAUGCAGUGUCUGCUGGGAAUGUGUCAGUCCCCACAGAUCCAGGACAAAGAAUACCUGUGCAAGUAUGCAGUGCCAUGUUUAAUUGGUAUUUCCCGGGCCUUCGGAAGAUAUAGCAACAGUGAAGAGUCUCUACUGUCCAAGUUGUUUCCCAAGAUCUCUCCCCAAUCUCUGAAGGCUCCGGAAGAGCUGGAAGGAAUUCGUAGGCGCUCCUUCAAUGAUUUUCGAUCUAUUCUUCCAAAUUCACUGCUCAAUGUAUGUCAAGGGGACUCGCUGAAGAGAAAGACUAGUAGUGUAUCUAGUAGUUCACAGGUCAGCCCAGAUCGUGUCGUUCCCCUGCCUGGAUCUCCUGCUGGAUCCACCAUGCAGUAUUUUGAAGGGUCUUAUUUACCAGAUGGAAGUGCGGUAGAUCCAGAUUAUUGCCUUACCACCAUCAGCUCCAGCUUCUCUGUCUCCCCCCUAUUUACUGGUGUCAACAAUAAAGACUUUGAUAUCCCUCAAGAAAACCUGCGUCAACUACUGUGCAUGGUGAAGCAGAUUGUUGCAGAUCCAUUUUUGAGCUCAUUGGAUUCUCUCAUCACUGAAGUUACAGAGGCUAAUCCCAGCGCUGAUCUUUUUUACAAGACAUUUAGUGAUCCUCUCUACGUAGCAAUGUUUAAGAUGCUCAGAGAUACACUGUAUAACAUGAAAGACCUCCAGACCUCCUUUGUGAAGGAAAUCCAUGACUUUGUACUUGAGCAGUUUAACAGCAGCCAGUCUGAACUACAGAAGUUAUUACAUGAUGUGGAUAGACUGCACAGUGAACUAAGCCCUUUGAAGUUGAGAUGUCAGGCUAAUGCCGCUUGUGUGGACCUCAUGGUAUGGGCUGUAAAAGAUGAGCAAGGUGCAGAGAAUCUAUGCAUUAAACUGUCUGAGAAGCUGCAGUCGAAGACCUCUAGUAAGGUUAUCAUUGCCCACAUGCCUCUCCUGAUCUGCUGCUUACAGGGAUUGGGUCGUCUCUGUGAACGCUUUCCUGUUGUGGUUCAUUCUGUAACUCCAUCUCUUCGGGAUUUCCUGGUCAUACCUUCUCCAGUGCUGGUGAAGCUCUAUAAAUAUCACAGCCAAUAUCAAUCAGGCGUUAAUGACAUUAAGAUCAGCAUCACAAAUGAGCACUCCGAAUCAACAAUGAAUGUCAUACAUGGUAAGAAGAGCCAGCCCUCCAUGUAUGAGCAACUGCGAGACAUUGCCAUUGAAAACAUCUGCAGGUGUUUAAAGGCAGGAUUGAAUGAUCCAGUUAUUGUAGAAGUCCUUGCCAGGUUAUCCAAUCGUCUUUAUAUAUCGCAGGAGAAUGAAAAGGGAUGCACAUUUGAUUCUGACCAUACAAUCCGUGCUUUGGGUCACAUUGCUGUGCUUGAGGGAUACACAAAGUUGAUGGGAGCUAUUCUUCAGAUCCCUCCAACAGAAGUUUUGUCACCCACAUCACAGCUCGAUGUGCUUAUCAUAGACCAGCUGGGGUGUCUGGUGAUACUGGCAAUGUAACAAUAUAUUUACCAGGAGGUUUGGAACCUAUUCCAGCAGAUAAGUGUGAAAGCCAGUUCAGUGGUGUACUCUGCUACCAAGGACUACAAAGAUCAUGGGUAUAGACAUUGCUCAUUAGCUGUCAUUAACGCCCUGGCAAACAUAGCAGCCAACAUCCAAGGAGAACAGCUGGUAGAUGAGCUGCUGAUGAACCUACUGGAGCUGUUUGUGCAACUGGGACUAGAGGGCAAGCGGGCCAGUGAGAGAGCCAGUGAAAAAGGUCCAGCGCUCAAGGCUUCUAGCAGCGCAGGGAACCUGGGGGUCCUCAUACCUGUAAUUGCUGUGUUAACAAGAAGAUUACCACCAAUUAAAGAGGCCAAACCAAGACUUCAGAAGCUCUUUAGAGAUUUCUGGCUGUACUCUGUUCUGAUGGGCUUUGCAGUGGAAGGGUCAGGUCUAUGGCCUGAGGAGUGGUAUGAAGGAGUCUGUGAAAUAGCUACUAAGUCACCAUUGCUGACAUUUCCUAGCAAGGAGCCUUUGCGGUCAGUACUGCAGUACAACUCUGCUAUGAAGAAUGAUACCGUGACACCGGCUGAACUUAAUGAGCUAAGGAGCACAAUUAUAAAUCUGCUGGACCCGGCUCCUGAGGUAUCUGCACUCAUCAACAAGCUAGACUUUGCCAUGUCCACCUAUCUGCUCUCUGUCUAUCGCCUGGAACAAAUGAGAGUUUUGCACUCAACAGAUAAGGAUCGGUUCCAAGUGAUGUUCUUUUACUUUGAAGAUAAAGCUAUCCAGAAAGAUAAGUCAGGGAUGAUGCAAUGUGUUAUUGCUGUAGCUGAUAAAGUAUUUGAUGCCUUUUUAGCAGUGAUGGCUGAUAAGCCUAAAACCAAGGAGAAUGAGGAAGAGUUGGAACGUCAUGCACAGUUCUUGCUGGUGAACUUCAAUCACAUUCACAAGCGCAUCAGGAGGGUCGCAGACAAAUAUUUAUCUGGACUGGUAGACAAGUUCCCGCAUUUACUAUGGAGUGGUAAAGUGUUGAAAACCAUGCUUGAUAUCUUGCAGACUUUGUCUUUGUCACUUAGUGCGGACAUUCACAAGGACCAACCAUAUUACGACAUUCCAGAUGCUCCAUACAGAAUCACUGUGCCUGAUACUUAUGAGGCCAGAGAGAGCAUUGUAAAGGACUUUGCUGCUCGUUGUGGGAUGAUCCUGCAAGAAGCUAUGAAAUGGGCACCAUCUGUGACAAAAUCCCACUUGCAGGAAUAUCUGAACAAGCACCAGAACUGGGUAUCUGGCCUCUCUCAGCACACUGGACUUGCCAUGGCAACUGAAAGCAUAUUGCAUUUUGCAGGCUACAAUAAGCAGAACACAACUUUAGGGUCUCCAGCUCCCUAUUUCCAGACAACACAACUAACUGAACGGCCAGCCUGUGUCAAAAAGGAUUAUUCCAAUUUCAUGGCAUCUCUGAACCUGCGUAACCGGUAUGCUGGAGAGGUCGCUGGCAUGAUCGAGUUCUCCAGAGCCACUAGUCGGACCUCUGAUUUGAACACGUUAAUGCUGAAAAAUCUGAAUAAUGCGUUGGAUUCAGACCAGCCAGAAGCAUACACCCAAGUCAUGUUCAAACUCGCAGCCAUGCUCAUCAGCAGCAAUGAUUGUGAUGCUCAGCUUCUACACCAUUUAUGUUGGGCUCCUCUUCGUAUGUUUACUGACCAUGGAAUGGAGACAGCCAUUGCUUGCUGGGAAUGGCUUUUGGCAGCUAAGAAUGGGAUUGAAGUACCGUUCAUGCGAGAGAUGGCUGGUGCUUGGCAAAUGACAGUGGAGCAGAAGAUUGGGCUGUUCUCACCUGAGCAGAAGGAAGCAGACCCUUUGGCUGCCUCAGAGCAAAGCCAACCUCAUCCAUGUCCUCCAGAAGUGAAUCCCCAUUACAUAUGGAUUGAUUUCCUGAUGCAAAGGUUUGAAAUUGCCAAGUAUUGCAGCUCUGAUCAGGUAGAGAUAUUCUCCAGUCUCCUGCAGCGAUCACUUUCCCUAAAUAUUGGAGGGGCAAAAGGAAACAUAAAUAGACAUGUGGCAGCUAUUGGACCCCGAUUUAAGCUGCUGAUUCUAGGCUUGUCAUUAUUACAUGCAGAUGUGGUUCCUAAUGCCACCAUUCGUAAUGUUCUUAGGGAAAAAAUCUACUCAACAGCAUUUGAUUACUUCAGUUCUCCUCCUAAAUUUCCAACACAAUCAGAAAAGCAACUCCGAGAAGAUAUAACCAUUAUGAUUAAGUUCUGGACAGCUAUGUUCUCAGACAAGAAGUACCUUACAGCCAAUCAGCUGGUUCCUCCAGAUAACCAGGAUCCCUCAAUGAACAGCCUGUCUGUAAUGGCGGAUGUGACGCGUAGUAAUUUAGAUGUAACGGUUGGAUCACGGCAACAAACAACCCAGGGCUGGAUAAAUACGUACCCUUUAUCCAGUGGCAUGUCUACAAUCUCCAAAAAAUCUGGAUUGACCAAGAAAACAAACCGAGGGACUCAGUUACACAAAUACUACAUGAAAAGGAGGACUCUGCUUUUAUCCCUCUUGGCUACUGAGAUUGAUGGCCUGACUACAUGGUACAACCCGCUGUCUGCUCCCGAGUUGGAGCUGGAUCAAACUGGAGAAAACAGUGUUGCCAACUGGAGAUCGAAGUACAUCAGUCUUAGUGAAAAGCAGUGGAAAGACAAUGUUAACCUGGCCUGGAGUAUUUCUCCUCAUCUAGCAGUCCAGUUACCUGCAAGAUUUAAAAACACUGAAGCUAUUGCUGGAGAAGUGACUCGGCUAGUGAGACUGGACCCAGGUGCUGUAAGUGACAUUCCAGAGGCCAUCAAAUAUCUGGUAACGUGGCAUACGAUAGAUGCAGAUGCUCCAGAGCUCAGCCAUAUUCUAUGCUGGGCACCAACUGACCCACCUACCGGACUGUCUUAUUUCUCCAGCAUGUACCCUCCACAUCCACUAACUGCCCAAUAUGGGGUCAAAGUACUGCGAUCAUUCCCUCCGGAUGCCAUUCUUUUUUACAUUCCACAAAUUGUUCAAGCUCUGCGGUAUGACAAGAUGGGUUAUGUUCGGGAAUACAUUCUGUGGGCAGCUUCCAAGUCCCAGCUCUUGGCUCAUCAGUUUAUCUGGAACAUGAAGACGAACAUUUAUCUUGAUGAAGAAGGACACCAGAAGGACCCUGACAUUGGAGAUCUGCUGGAGCAGCUCAUGGAGGAAAUCACAGGAUCCCUUUCAGGGCCUGCCAAAGACUUCUACCAGCGGGAGUUUGACUUUUUCAAUAAAAUCACCAACGUGUCUGCCAUUAUUAAACCAUACCCUAAAGGAGAAGAACGUAAAAAAGCUUGCCUUAAUGCCCUGUCUGAAGUCAAGGUGCAGCCAGGUUGUUACUUGCCCAGUAAUCCAGAAGCUAUAGUUUUGGAUAUAGACUACAAAUCUGGAACACCCAUGCAAAGUGCGGCAAAAGCUCCAUAUCUUGCCAAGUUCAAGGUCAAGAGAUGUGGAGUCAGUGAGCUGGAGAAGGAAGGCCUUCAGUGCCGCUCAGACUCCAUUGAUGAAAGUGAAGAGGAAGAUGUGGAUAAAAAGAUAUGCUGGCAAGCGGCCAUCUUUAAAGUGGGAGAUGACUGCAGACAAGAUAUGCUGGCCUUGCAGAUAAUUGAUUUAUUCAAGAACAUUUUCCAGCUGGUUGGGCUUGAUCUCUUUGUCUUUCCGUACAGAGUAGUGGCAACAGCUCCUGGGUGUGGAGUUAUCGAGUGUAUUCCAAACUGCACCUCCCGAGAUCAGCUAGGCCGACAGACAGACUUUGGCAUGUAUGACUACUUCACUAGGCAGUACGGAGAUGAGUCUACUCUGGCAUUUCAAAAGGCUCGAUAUAAUUUUAUUCGGAGUAUGGCGGCCUACAGCCUUUUGCUGUUCUUGCUUCAAAUUAAAGAUAGACACAAUGGCAACAUCAUGCUGGAUAAGGAGGGGCACAUCAUUCAUAUUGAUUUCGGAUUUAUGUUUGAGAGCUCCCCUGGGGGCAAUCUGGGCUGGGAACCGGAUAUAAAGUUAACUGAUGAGAUGGUGAUGAUCAUGGGGCGCAAAAUGGAAGCUACACCUUUCAAGUGGUUCAUGGAGAUGUGUGUACGUGGCUACCUGGCUGUCAGGCCUUACAUGGAGGCUGUAGUAUCUCUGGUCACACUCAUGUUGGACACAGGGCUUCCUUGCUUCCGUGGGCAGACAAUAAAAUUGCUGAAGCACAGGUUUAGUCCUAAUAUGACCGAGAAAGAGGCAGCAAAUUUCAUCCUGAAGAUAAUUCAAAACUGCUUCCUCAGCAACAGGAGCAGAACGUAUGACAUGAUCCAGUACUAUCAAAAUGACAUCCCUUACUGAGCUCCUUCUGAUCGGUGCAGCCUUCCUGUGUGUGUAGUGAUCUCUAGUCCUGUGUCUCUGCAGGUUAGGGGGAUUGCAGCAAGUGGGAAAUCUGCAGAUAUGGUCACUUGGGGGGUGGUAAGAGUCAAUCAGAUUACAUUGUGGCGACAAUUUAGCCAAUUUUUGCACUGGUUUGUUGAGUUCCUUCUGUCCAUAAUACAUUUGUAGCUGAAUCAUGAGACUGUUCUGUUUGUAAGACUAAAGUGCAAUAUAUGUUAAUGCUGAGUUCCCAGAACUGAGCAUGUUAUUUCGCUGAAGUGGCCCUGGGGUAGGAAGCACAAAAUAUUCAUAUUUAUUAACUGAAAUGCAGAUAUUAUUUUACCUAA